AUGUGUUCUGUGCCGAAAGAGAAACGACUGAAGAAAUUCGGUGCCAUUGGAAUUGAAAUGGCGACGGAGCUGCCCGACGUGGCGCCGCCGCUGGUGCUGCCCGGGGCGCCGGCGGCCGUGCGCUGCAAUGGCGGCGUCCUGACGCCCGUGGCCGCGGGACCUCCGCCCGCCAAGGAGCUGCACCGCGACAAGGGGGCGGUGGCGGUCUCGUUGGUGACUCUGGCGCUGUGCCUGGCCGCGGGCGGGCUCGUGGCGGGGCCGCUCUUCCAGCAGGAACCGCCGCCCUCCAGCCUCGACUCCAGGGUCGCCGUCGUGCGCAGAAUACUCAGCGACGUGCCGCUCAUCGACGGCCACAAUGACCUCCCGUGGAACGUGCGCAAGUUCGCGCGGGGGCAGCUCGUCGGCUUCAACCUGACGGCCGACCUCCGCCACGUGGAGCCGUGGUCCCGCAGCGCCUGGUCGCACACCGACCUGCCGCGCAUGCGCGCAGGCAUGCUCGGCGCACAGUUCUGGUCGGCGUAUGUGCCGUGCGGCGCGCAGUACCUGGACGCGGUGCAGCUGACGCUGGAGCAGAUCGACCUCGUCAAAAGGAUCAUCAGCCUGCAUCCGCAGCACUUGGUACUCGCCACUUCCCCCAAGGGUGUCCUGGAGGCGCACAGGGCGGGCCAGAUUGCGUCGCUGGUGGGCGUGGAGGGCGGACAUUCGCUGGGCAGCUCGCUGGCCGUGCUGCGCACCUUCUACAGCCUGGGCGCGCGCUACCUCACGCUCACCCACACCUGCCACACGGCGUGGGCAGACUGUUCUGUGGCGGACGCCGGCGGCCCGGAUCCUCCGGCUACCUUGCGCAUCGACAUUAUUCAACAUGGUGGCCUUAGUGGUGGUAAAAAUGCGGUGGUCCGCGAGAUGAACCGGCUGGGCAUGAUGGUGGACCUGUCGCACGCCAGCGUGAGGACCAUGAAGGACGCGCUGGAGACCAGCAAGGCGCCCGUUAUCUUCUCCCACUCCAGCGCCUACUCCAUCUGCAACAGCUCCAGGAACGUGCCCGACGACGUCCUCAGGCUGUUGGCUGGCAACGGCGGUAUAGUGAUGGUGAACUUCUACACGUACUUCAUCACCUGUAAUUCGACUGCCAAUAUAUCUGAUGUGAUAGCGCACAUCAAUCACGUACGAGAAGUGGCGGGCAUCGACCACGUGGGCAUCGGCGCAGGAUACGACGGCAUCAACCACACGCCGACUGGCCUGGAGGACGUGUCGCGGUACCCUUACCUGCUGGCCGAGCUGCUGAGCGACCCCCUGUGGACGGAGCAAGACGUGAAGAAGCUCGCCGGUCUCAACCUCCUGAGGGUCUUCAGAGAGGUUGAAGAGGUCCGUGACAAGUGGCAGCUGGCGGCUGUGACGCCUGCUGAGGACCUGAUCCCCGCGGCGGACCUGGAGGGCCACACCACCUGCAUGUACCUCGCCUCCUGACCUGCCGUCGCCGUCUUCGUCCUGAUGAUUUCACGCAGCAGACAGGCUCCACAAUAACCCACUAAGAAGAAGAAGAAGAAGAAGAGUGAGGUGAUGGUGCCACCCUCACUAUGGAGAACUCUCUGCUCCACGGCGCAUCGACUCACCCUGCCGUGUAACGCACACUCCUGGGACCAAUUCAGCACGGAGGCCUCGGUCCAGAACUUACACUGUAGCCGACGGACGUAGGCCUACCCCAUCUACGGAGGUGUUCCGCCGAGAAUACUGCAGGAUGAUAAUUUUUCCACUUCUAUGGGCCGCCAGCGGGAUGCCGUACUGCUGCUGCUCGGAAAUACGAGUGGCUGUGAUUGGUUUCAUCUGCCGUCAUAUCAAGGCAGCGCACUAACACCAUUCCAGCGCGGCACUACUACGCAACAUCUUACCAGCAUAUCACUUUUCUAACGCCUGUGAUGUAGUGUAGAAGUAUUGUAGAGCGUUGAGUAGGAACACUUACAGUUUUACGUAUCUAAUGAGAAGGUAUCAUUAGUGAGCACUAUGUAGGUACAAUUUGGGAAAGGAGAAUGCUCAACGAACUUCAAGUGAAGAACGUUUUGUGAGGUGUCAUUCGAAAUAAAGUAGGGAUUUCUCGUUUCUCUCAACAGGCAAAGUACUGUGUUUUAAUGGUUAUCGAUUUUCUGUAAAUAAGUGAACUAAAA
Molecule: messenger RNA, 2162 nt
Organism: Schistocerca nitens (vagrant locust)
Lineage: Eukaryota; Metazoa; Arthropoda; Insecta; Orthoptera; Acrididae
Product: dipeptidase 1-like
Exons: 16
Coding region: 1-1467 (488 amino acids)
Biological process (GO): proteolysis
Molecular function (GO): metallodipeptidase activity
Source: RefSeq, a predicted model, not a curated record